Molecule: messenger RNA, 1553 nt
Organism: Betta splendens (Siamese fighting fish)
Lineage: Eukaryota; Metazoa; Chordata; Actinopteri; Anabantiformes; Osphronemidae
Product: extracellular calcium-sensing receptor-like
Exons: 4
Coding region: 1-1437 (478 amino acids)
Biological process (GO): G protein-coupled receptor signaling pathway
Cellular component (GO): membrane
Molecular function (GO): G protein-coupled receptor activity
Source: RefSeq, a predicted model, not a curated record
AUGAUCUUUGCUAUAAAUGAGAUUAACAGAAAUCCUGACAUGCUGCCUGGUGUCAAACUUGGCUACAAGAUUUAUGACAACUGUGGAACCAUGGACAUACUGAGAGCUGCACUGGCACUGCUGAGUGGGCUGAAGGGAGAAAUCAGCGGCAGCAGCUGCUCAGAAAUUGAGUCAGUGCAAGCUGUCUUGGGACAUUCAGGAUCAGGACCAACUAUUGCAAUAGAGCAGGUUCUUGCAAGGUUUCAUAUACCUGUGAUCAGCCAUUUUGCCACCUGUGCCUGUCUAAGCAACAGAAAUGAGUACCCAACUUUCUUCAGAACUAUUCCCAGUGACUACUAUCAGAGCAGAGCCCUUGCAAAGCUGGUUAUGUACUUUGGAUGGACCUGGAUCGGCGCUAUAGCCUCAGAUAAUGAAUAUGGUCUCAGUGGCAUAACAGCAUUUAUUCAAGCAGCACGAGAGCUUGGAGUGUGCAUUGAGUAUUCAGAAUUAUUUGUAUCAACAGAUCCGCCUGACAGCCUUCAGAGAAUAGUAAGAAUCAUUAGGCAAUCGAGUUCCAAAGUGAUUAUGGCUUUUAUGUCUCACAGAGAAAUUACGUUGCUGGCAACAGAGUUGUUCAGACAAAAUGUUAGCGAUCUGCAGUGGGUUGGCAGUGAUGCCUGGAUCACGGAUCCUUCGCUGGCUGAGAGUGAGGGGCACAGCAUUCUAGUGGGCUCCCUGGGCUUUGUUGUGACUAACACUGUGAUCCCAGGGCUGGAGGAUCACUUGAGGCAGCUCCACCCGUCACAGUUUCCUAACAGCCAGUUUGUGAGAGAUUUCUGGGAACACACGUUUGACUGCUCACUGAAUAAAACAGCUGACACACAGUGGAAGUUGUGCAGUGGCUCUGAGAGCCUGCAGGGUGAUCAGUCCUACUUUACAGAUGUGUCUGAGCUGAGAUUCAUCAGCAAUGUGUACAAGGCUGUAUACGCAGUGGCCCAUGCACUUAACAACCUGCUCACCUGCAAAGAGGGGGAUGACCCUUCCUAUAAUGGCAACUGUCCUGACACUAAAAACAUUGAACCCUGGCAGGUUCUGCAAUAUCUCAACACAGUGAAUUUUACUCAUAAGGAAGGAGAGAGAGUAUAUUUUGACAGCAAUGGAGAUUCACCAGCAAGAUAUGAUCUUGUUAAUUUACAAACAACACGUAAAGGAGGCAUGGAAGGUGUAACAGUGGGGAUUUAUGAUGCUUCUCUUCCUGACACUAAUCAGUUCAUCAUGAAUAACAUCCCUAUUGUUUGGGGUAAUGAGCUAAACAAGGUGCCUGAGUCAGUGUGCAGCAAGAGCUGUCUGCCUGGAACUAGUAAGGUCCUUCAGAGAGGAAGGCCCAUCUGCUGUUAUGACUGUAUGCCAUGUCCAGCAGGGGAGAUCAGCAAUUUAACCAGUAAAGACACAGACUAAAUCUACAAUACUUAGAUUUUAUUUAGGCCCAGAAAGAGAAAAACAACAAAAACUAUGUCUAUCUUAAACUAUCUCAUCUCAUUUACUCUUUUCCUCCUCAGAUUCAGUCCACUGCA